This is a messenger RNA of Botrytis fragariae, 885 nucleotides long. Its product is annotated as putative ubiquitin metalloprotease fusion protein. The transcript has a single exon. The coding region runs from base 1 to 885 and encodes 294 amino acids. Lineage: Eukaryota; Fungi; Ascomycota; Leotiomycetes; Helotiales; Sclerotiniaceae. Gene Ontology annotation, molecular function: proteasome binding. The record is from RefSeq and is a predicted model, not a curated record.
AUGGUCUCCAAACUCGGUCUUCUAAAACUCCCCUUCAAAGAUCCCUUUCUCCCCAUAACAUCCCUCACCGACAAAAAAAUCACUCUUAUGGGUAGCACCAUCGCCGAAGCAUCCUCCGUUGCCGCCGGCGCCCUCGCCGCCUCCCGCAGCGUCAACAGUCCCGCCACCCGUCCCGCGCAAAAAGUCUCCGCCUACAAAACUCGAGAUUGGAAGCGCGAACAAGAGGAAGCACAAUACACAUUCCAAACCCUACGUCCUCUUCCCUACCUCCCCAAUCCCUCGAAAUCUCUCCAAUUUCUGCAACGAUUGAAAGAUGACGCGGGCAUCAAGGCGGCGAUGCGCAAACAUAAAUUUACCGUUCCUCUCCUGACGGAAAUGAAUCCGAUCGAACAUACGGUUUCGAAUCAUGAAGGCACAUCGCGCACUUUGGGUCUGAAUAGGAAUCAAGGGGAAGUGAUUGAAUUGCGGCUGAGAACAGAUGCGUAUGAUGGGUAUCGAGAUUACAAAACUAUUCGCAAGACGCUGUGUCACGAAUUGGCGCAUAAUGUCUGGGGACCGCAUGAUCGGAAUUUUUGGAAUUUGUGUAAGGAGAUUGAGAAGGAGGUGGAGGGGAAUGAUUGGAAGAGUGGAGGGCAUGCGCUGGGGGAAGAGGAGUAUUAUAGUAGAGAAGAGGUGGAUGAUCAUGGGGGGUGGAGUGGAGGGGAAUUUGUACUGGGAGUUGGAGGGUCGGGGGGUGCGGAAAGUACGGGGAUGAAUUCGGGGGUGAACUCGGGACAGGGAAUGAGUAGGAGGGAGAUUUUGGCUAAGGCGGCGGAGGAGAGAAUGAGGAAGGUGAGGGAACAGAGUGGUGGAGAGGGGGGAAGUGCGGGUGAAGGGUCUGCUUGA